AUGUCUGAUCCUGUCAAGAUUGAUCACGAAAUGACCGAGCACAAUGGUAUGCCAAUCGCAGGCAACGGUUCGCCAUUGAGCCGUCAGGUCACUGUAGCUCUGUCUCCCGAGCAGUAUGAGCGCCUCUUUUUCCAGCCAUCCGCUCCGCGCCGCGGAGAUCUCGCGAAACGUUUUGCCAACCCAACAUUGCUCGGUCUCAUUGGCUUUUUGGUCCCAUACACUUCGACCAUCUUGAUUCUCUGUGGCUUCCAAGGAGCAGUUGCUCCGCAAAGCUUGGUCGGUCUCAGCGCGGACUACUAUUUCUUCGGUGCCUUGGCCAUGAAUGUUGCUGGCAUUGCUGAGUUUAUUCUCGGCAACACGUUUCCCAUGGCAGUUUUUCUCAUAUACGGAAGUCAUUGGGGUAGUCUGGCGUACCAGCAGGAUCCCAUACACCAAACCACUUCUGCAUUCGGAGAAUUGGGAGGCGCGAACGGUGCGGCCUAUAACGCAUCCCAGGGCUUCCACAACGUUUCAAUGGUGCUCGCUAGCUUUGUCUUCUUGAUAGGAACGCUUCGUGUUAACCUCUUCUUUACCGCCACAUUCUUUGGUCUCGUCAUGCUCUUCGCUUUUAUCGCCGCCGCCGACUUUUCCGUCGCAUCAGCCACAACAGAAGCCGAUGUUGAACACAUCAACACGUUGCUGAAAUGCGCGGGAGGUUUCGGUUUCCUGGGCUUAAUAUCUGGCUGGUACCUUGCAAUUCUUACCGCUUGCGAAGCCGUGGGAAUUCCAUGCCCACUUCCCGUGUUCGACUUGAGCAGCAAAGUCUUCCCAAAUAAUAAGCCCCAGGAAGGCUAA
Molecule: messenger RNA, 834 nt
Organism: Alternaria burnsii
Lineage: Eukaryota; Fungi; Ascomycota; Dothideomycetes; Pleosporales; Pleosporaceae
Exons: 3
Coding region: 1-834 (277 amino acids)
Cellular component (GO): plasma membrane
Molecular function (GO): acetate transmembrane transporter activity
Source: RefSeq, a predicted model, not a curated record